UCGCGAUGCCGCUGCAGCAGCCGCCGCCAACAAACCCCAAGAAGAAGAUGCUACUGUAGGCGAGCACACUUCGCUGCAGCUCAAACUGCACAUCAGUUUAAUUUUCAGCUGCAGGACGAAGCACGUGCACUGGAAGACAGUGUAAAAUGGAGGCCGUGUAUGUUCACGGCAUAUGGAUGGCAGAGAGUCUUCAGCAGAGGACGAGGAGUCAUGAGACUUUCUGGCAGGUUGUCACACAUAUGGGAGACCCUAAGGCAGCUUUCCUGCUCGUCUUUCCUUUCACCUAUUUCAUUAGCAGACGCACCGGAGUCGCUGUGCUUUGGAUCGCAGCUAUAUCCGAGUGGCUAAACCUGGUUUUUAAAUGGUUGCUGUUUGGGGAGAGGCCGUUCUGGUGGAUAGGGGAAUCACGUCUCUUUGUCAACAAUCAACCUAAAGUUCAUCAGUUUUCGUCUACAUGUGAAACAGGCCCAGGCAGUCCGUCAGGACAUGCAAUGGUGACGGCAGCCGUCUGGUGGGUCGUGGUGUCCUCAUUGGGGUCCCUCAUGUACUCCCGUACUCGCAGUGUGGUGGUUUCAUCUGCUCCAUACCUGUUCUAUGUGGCGAUGCUGGUGGUAGUUGGAAUCUCCCGAGUCUUCAUCCUUGCCCAUUUCCCUCACCAGGUCAUUGCUGGCUCCAUUACAGGUACAUUUCUGGGGAUUGUUCUGAGCCAGCGAGCGCCUGAAGGUCGCCCCCUGCUGUUCUUUUUUAGCUUCAGCAUUGGGCUGCUGCUCAGUGCUCUGAUCCUUCAUGCUGGACUGCAGCAGCUGGGGAUUGACGUCUCCUGGUCUAUUGCUUUGGCAAAAAAAUGGUGCAGCCAUUCAGAGUGGAUUCGCUUGGACACGGCUCCGUUCUCCUCCCUGACUCGAGACUGCGGGGCCCUUUUGGGUUUGGGGCUGGCCCAGUACUGGAAGCCUGGAGGAUGGUCUCUGCCCUGGGCUCCUAGGGCUUUAUCUCUGGCUAUUUCAUCCAUGGGACUGUAUCACGUGAAUCGUCUGCCUCUGCCGGUUCGACCGCAAGGCCUCUUCUAUGUUCUGUUCUUUGUGAAAUUUGUCAUUGUGCCUCAGAUUGUCAUGGUACUGGUUCCUGGACUGGUUCACUUAUUCACACACAAAAAGAAGAAGGAGUAGAAACUGUUCUCUCCCUCUCCCUCUCUCUCCAGGACUUCUGUAAACUCGUUUUCAGUGGGUGUAGCAGUGGAUGAAGCCUUUAGUUGCAUUUUUUAUUUUGGGUAUUGUUGUAAAUGUGUAAAAAAACAAAAGUAUUUUUGCGAUAAUGUUAGCUUGUAUAGCAUAAGAGUUUAUUAUUCUUGAAAAAAUGUUAUGUGAUGCCAAAUCCACCCAUAACCUUCUAAAAUAAAUGUAUUUACUCACAA
This is a messenger RNA of Betta splendens (Siamese fighting fish), 1411 nucleotides long. It is a transcript of the gene g6pc3, whose product is annotated as glucose-6-phosphatase catalytic subunit 3. NCBI's taxonomy places the organism in Eukaryota, Metazoa, Chordata, Actinopteri, Anabantiformes, Osphronemidae. The record is from RefSeq and is a predicted model, not a curated record. Gene Ontology annotation, biological process: gluconeogenesis; glucose 6-phosphate metabolic process. Gene Ontology annotation, molecular function: glucose-6-phosphatase activity. The transcript is spliced from 6 exons. The coding region runs from base 147 to 1166 and encodes 339 amino acids. Gene Ontology annotation, cellular component: membrane.